AGACUGAGCCCUGGGGCGCGCACUCUCACAUCCUUGCUGAGCAUCUGUUGGAGCAGAGAGAGAGCAGACAGGGUCAAACAUUCCACAGAGGAGGACGGGGACGCAACCAGAGAAUGUUGGUAGUGAUUGACCUUGUGCUGAUGCUGAUAGAUUUGACAAUAUCUCUUUUUAAUGCGCUGGUGCGCACUGUGGUAAGGCCACGGCUGAAACCCAUUGAUGGAGAGUUGUGUCUUAUCACGGGGGCAGGAGGAGGACUGGGGCGUCUCUUCGCCUUGGAGUUUGCCAAAGAGGGGGCAGAGGUAGUGUUGUGGGACUGCAACGCAGAGGAGAACGAGAAGACGGCCAAACUGGUUCGGGAAUUGGGCAUCAAGGCGCACACGUACACCGUGGACGUCUCCAAGCGCGAGACUAUUUACCAGACCGCCGAGCGCGUGCGGCUCGAGGUCGGAAACGUCACUAUGUUGGUCAACAAUGCGGGGGUGGUGGCAGGACAGCGUUUUCUGGACUGUCCGGAUGCGCUUUUGGAGAGGACCCUGCUGGUGAACUGCCAUGCACUUUUCUGGAUGACGAAGGCGUUCCUUCCUCACAUGAAAGCCACCAACCAUGGUCAUAUUGUCACUGUCGCAAGCACCCUCGGAUUGUUUACCACAGCCUGUGUAGAGGACUACUGCGCCAGCAAGUUUGGGGCAGUGGGUUUCCAUGAGUCUUUGACACACACUCUCCUGGCAGACGGGGUAAAUGGAGUCAAGACCACACUGGUUUGCCCCUACAUUGUCAACACUGGCAUGUUUGCAGGAUGCCAAAUCAGAGAGGAGCUCAGAGGGCUGAUCCCGCCCCUGGACCCCCUGGUCUGCGUUCAGCGCUCCAUGCAGGCCAUCCUGGGGGACGAGACCAUGGUCUGCAUCCCCAGCAUCAUGAACAUCGCCUUCUUGUCUCGAGCGCUGCUUCCUUGGGAGGCUAAUGUGGCCACAUACCGGUUCAUGGGAGGUGACAAAUGCAUGUAUGCCUUCAUCAAGGCCAAGCAGCAGCAACAGCAAAGCGUGGUAGCCAAUGGGCAUGCCAACGGAUAUGUGAAGAAGACUGGGUGAAGACUUGCCAAAAUGCCUGGAAUUAAAAAGGUCAUCCUCAACUUGAAGGGGAAUUACAGCCAAUUUCAACAUGUAGUUAUAUUGCUUACGCUACCCUUCAACUUAUCAUUAUCCCAAGACACGUACAUUUUUGUUCAGCCCUUUACGAAAUCCUGGCCAGCUACCUAGGGGUGGUUGUUUACAUAUGUACAGUAGUGUUUCAAUCAUCUUACAUACUCCAAAUAUCAUCCAAGAAGUUAUGCACCAUCAGUAUACAACACAGCACUUAUCGUUUGGAUUAUUUGGAGUAUGUUGCAAUGUGUCAAACAGUUUGUAAAAAAACAUACCCCUGGCCUGGAAAGGUCUGAACAAAAAAGUGACUCAAGUAGUGAAAAGUUAAGGAUAGCAUGAGCAGUGACACUGCAUGUUAGAAUUCUCCGUCAAAUGUCCUUCUCUGCUGAGUUUGGGGACCAUGAAGACCAAAGCUAGACAAAGUGAUUACUGAUUAGUGGUCAAUCAUCAUGGAUUUAGCUGAUAAACAGCUAUGGACUUCCAAGCAACACAGUCGUUGCUUAAUCAGUAACUACAAAAACAGAACUUCCAACAGUUCUGAUCUUAUUUAAGUGUUACACUGUGUCUUAAAUUUUACUUAAAUUAUUGACGCUUUCACAAGGGAAGCCUUGCUAUUUUGAUUUUUGAAAAAGUGUGCAAAAUACAUGUAACUGAAAAGGGGACCAUUUAUUGUUUUUAUUCUCAUUGUGAUUCAGAAGUUACCGCACUUGUGUUCAUCUGUCUUGUGAUAAAUUUGUCAAAUUCAAAGCUAUCAAAGCAUUUUAUGUAAUAAAUUGUCUAAAGAA
Messenger RNA from Engraulis encrasicolus (European anchovy), 1924 nucleotides. Its product is annotated as retinol dehydrogenase 10-like. The record is from RefSeq and is a predicted model, not a curated record. Gene Ontology annotation, molecular function: oxidoreductase activity, acting on the CH-OH group of donors, NAD or NADP as acceptor. Gene Ontology annotation, cellular component: lipid droplet. The transcript is spliced from 5 exons. Lineage: Eukaryota; Metazoa; Chordata; Actinopteri; Clupeiformes; Engraulidae. Bases 114 to 1088 code for a protein of 324 amino acids.